AUGUCGUUCCCACAGCCCUACACCGGCUUCCCCGAAGCUAAAUACCACAAGCUCACCCUCGCAGCCGAGGGCGUGCUGCUGCUCUCGUUUAAUCGCCCUCCGGUCAACGCAUGGAUCGACCCUAAGUGGCGCGAGCUGGCCGAAAUUCUGCGCACAGUCCGCGAUGACCCCGACGUUUCUGCCAUCGUCCUUGCGGGCGAAGGGCGCUGCUUCACCGCCGGUCUCGACCUGAACGAGCAAUCCCUCAGCACUAUCGUCGCCGAACUCCCCGAUGCGGCGCGCAGAGCCUUUGCCAUGCGUGGGCACAUCCGCGACUUCCAGGAGGCCAUCUCAUGGUUCGAGCACGUCGAGAAGCCCGUCAUUGCCGCUGCGCACGGUGUUGCGUAUGGUCUGGCAAUCGACAUCAUGUCGGCGUGUGAUGUGCGGUAUGCGGCGAGGACGACACGGUUUAGCAUCAAGGAGGUGGAUGUCGGGCUGGCGGCGGACAUCGGCACACUGCAGAGAUUCCCGAAGAUUGUCGGGAACGACUCGUUGGUUAGGGAGCUGUGCUAUACCGCACGCGAGUUCGAUGCCGCUGAAGCGAAGGAGAUUGGCUUUUUGAGCAAGGUUGUCGAGGGUGGCAGGGAGGAGGUCGUUGAUGCUGCCAUCAAGACCGCCACCAUCAUCGCGUCCAAGGCGCCCAUCGCCGUGCGAGGAACCAAGAUUUACCUCUUGCACAGUCGAGAUCACAGCGUCGAGGAAGGUCUUCGCUACACACAGGCGCUCAACUCGGCUCUGCUCCAGUCGGACGACAUGCCCGUUGCCAUGCUUGCUGUUAUGCAGAAACAAACGCCGAAGUUUUCCAAGCUCUGA
Messenger RNA from Sporisorium graminicola, 852 nucleotides. RefSeq lists its product as uncharacterized. Bases 1 to 852 code for a protein of 283 amino acids. NCBI's taxonomy places the organism in Eukaryota, Fungi, Basidiomycota, Ustilaginomycetes, Ustilaginales, Ustilaginaceae. Gene Ontology annotation, cellular component: mitochondrion. The transcript has 3 exons. Gene Ontology annotation, molecular function: delta(3,5)-delta(2,4)-dienoyl-CoA isomerase activity. The record is from RefSeq and is a predicted model, not a curated record.